AUAAGUAUAUCAGAGACUAGAGUUCAAUCCCAUCAGAGCAUAGAAAUUUUUUGCGCAAAAUGUAUCGAAAAUUGAUUUGUCUUUCUCGUUGGCUGCCCAAACAUAUUGAUACGAUACCCGACCAGAUCUGGAAUCUGCUGUUAGCCCGCUUCUACACUGCCAAUCUGCUGUGCGUCUUCUUCGACUUGAUCCUGCUGUUCUACUCAUGUUCCCUGAGCUACCUGCUGGAUGUCCCGGUGGGCACAUUCGCAUUUACUUCACUGCUGAUUAUGCUGCAGCCAGGUGUGGCUCUCUAUGGACUGCUGCUGUGCCACAUCCACAACGAGCAUCCGAUCAGCUAUCGGACACGGUUGCAGCGGCUGCGGCAGGAGAUGCCACUGCGAAUCCAGCUGCUGGUCACAGUCCUCUACGUGAGUAUCCUCACCAGCCGGUUGUACGCCUGCUUCAUGGACAUCUUUGACGUCGAUUGGCCCCCUUACUUUCUGCUGAUCCACGGCUGCUGCUGCGGCUUCGCCUACUUUCUUGCCGAGCAUGGCAGACGCCUCCGCCGGUUCUCUUUACCCGGUUUGGGUGUUGGCCUGUGCAUAUGGCGAUCGAUCGUCGAGAGCACGUUUCAGUCCCAUAAAGUCAGACUUGUCGUCGUGACAGCGCUCGCCUCUGGCCUGAUCCAAUCAUCCUGUUGGAUCCUUGUGCUGGAUGGUGACUUAGGGCAAGGAUGGAGUGCUGAGAAAAUGUUCUGGGCCUGGAUCCUGACCACCCUCGUCUUGGCCAAGCUGCAUGUGAUUAAGAAUAUAUACGAGGUAGUCAUGCAGCAGGAAUUGCCGCUGGUCCUCAAUCCCCGACAAGUGCACCUCAGAUACAACAAGAGACUCUGGGAACAUUUUAUAUUGUGGAUGUGCCGCCAGCAGCUGUGCCAGGUGCCGGAGGACUUGGCCGAGCUGCAACUGUCAUUCUACAUGGCCUUGGAUAUUAAGUGUCUCUACGGGUUCCGCCUGCUGGCGGCUAGCGAAUUCCACGAAGCAGCGUCCAACCAUUGCGAUCGUCUAUGCCCGACGAUCUUUUCGCCGAUUCGACUGCACACAUCCUGGCUGAAUCUGCGCGAAUUGAUAAUGGCAAUGGUGGACGAGUUCGUAGCCAACAUGAAGAGCGCUAUGGAAGACUCCACUCCCCCCUAUCAGCCACUCCAGAGGCCUCAAAAGAAUCAAAUCCGGAAUGCAACAAAACCCUCGACUACGCUGCCCGUCCAGACGACCCCAAAAUGUUUAUCGGCCUGUGAUCAGCUGAUCGCGAGAAAUCUAAAGUUUCCAUCGCUAAUGACGGAUGCUACCUCCUGCCAGCCUAUCAUCAAAUCGUGUCCGACCUGGGAUGGACUCAAAGCGGCUAUAGAGGGGAUCGCUUUGAAGUUCCAAAGGUUUUUCAUCUGGUCCCGUGGCAUCUGGGAAUGCCUACCCAGGCUCCCCGCCUGGGUGCACUAUUUCUGCGACACGAAUCCCAUGGAGAAGAUUAAUCACGCGCUGCGCCGUGCAGAGCACCUGGAUGAUGUGUUGCGAGGUCUCGUACGCAUAUUCAUUCGCUCGCUGAAGGAGGACGAAUACGGAUCGAUGGAGUCCGAUCUGGUGCGCUUUGUGAAAGCCCUGCUCCAGGUGGAGAAACAGCUAUAUGCGGCCCUGGAUCUAAAGAUGUGCAGGAGCGGCAGACUGUGUGGCACACACGAGAAGCUACUUGUUGGCAUCGAACACUGCAUGUUCUGUAUGCUACAGCAUUUUUCAUCCAACCUCGAUUUCAUGGUGCACGACAAGGUGUUGCUGAAGACGCUCAAGUGCAAGAUGAAGAGCCUGGGCAUUCCCCACACUCCCGUUCGUUGAAUCUGAAUCUCUCCUACACUCACACUCCCAUCUCUACACUCACGCUCUUUCAACUCUGCAUACGCUCACGCUCCCACCACUAUCUGCAUUUUCCACUUGCCACGCACUUUCAGUUUUUUUUUCUUUCUCUCGUCUUUCUUUUUGUUUCUUCUUCUUUCGUUAUCAAUAAAACGCGCAUUGUUUGCGGGCUAAGUGGACGA
Drosophila obscura is the source of this 2065-nucleotide messenger RNA. RefSeq lists its product as uncharacterized. Bases 60 to 1865 code for a protein of 601 amino acids. The record is from RefSeq and is a predicted model, not a curated record. NCBI's taxonomy places the organism in Eukaryota, Metazoa, Arthropoda, Insecta, Diptera, Drosophilidae. The transcript has a single exon.